Molecule: messenger RNA, 2469 nt
Organism: Aspergillus chevalieri
Lineage: Eukaryota; Fungi; Ascomycota; Eurotiomycetes; Eurotiales; Aspergillaceae
Product: DUF323 domain protein
Exons: 6
Coding region: 1-2469 (822 amino acids)
Source: RefSeq, a predicted model, not a curated record
AUGUCUCCGUCACUACGCUUACCAACGGAUGUCCCCAUUGUCGAUAUCCGCCAGAGCAACGUCAGCUUCUCUCUGGCAAAUGAUAUCCACAAGAGCAUCAAUCCUCCUGAGGGUACACCUCGGUCAAUGCCCACCAUGCUGCUUUACGACGCCGAAGGGCUCAAGCUGUUUGAGCGCAUUACCUACUUGGACGAAUACUACCUGACCAACGCGGAGAUUGAGGUCUUGACGAAUAAUGCUAGAAGGCUCGUUGAGCGGAUUCCGAGUGAUGCGCAAUUGUUGGAGUUGGGAAGUGGAAAUCUCCGGAAGAUUGAAAUCCUGCUCAAGGAGUUUGAGCGUGCGGGCAAGCAUGUCGACUACUUCGCGCUCGAUCUGUCCUUGUCUGAGCUCCAGCGUACCUUUGCCGAAGUCUCGACCGAAGAAUACGAACAUGUGGGAUUGCACGGUCUGCAUGGUACCUACGACGAUGCUAUCACUUGGUUAAGCGCCCCCGAGAAUCGGACACGACCAACAGUGGUUAUGUCAAUGGGCUCGUCUAUUGGGAACUUUAGUCGUAUAGAAGCAGCCGAGUUUCUACGACGUUUCGCUAAGCUCAUGACGCCAUCUGACGUGAUGAUUAUCGGGCUGGAUGGCUGCAAGGACCCGAACAAAGUAUAUAGAGCUUAUAAUGACUCGGAGGGCAUCACUCGUCGAUUCUAUGAGAACGGUCUGGCACAUGCGAACGAUGUGUUGGGAUAUGAAGCGUUCAAACCGUCUGAGUGGGAGAUCGUGACCCAUUUUGAUGCUGUCACAGGACGACACCAGGCCUUUUACUCUCCUACCCAGGAUGUCACUAUCAACGGGACUCUGUUGCCCAAAGGCGAAAAACUUGUCUUUGAAGAAGCGACUAAAUAUGGCCCCGAGGAGCGAGAUCAAUUAUGGAGAGCUGCUGGUCUGAUCCAGGGGGCAGAGCUGGCGAAUCGCUCAGAUGACUACCAUAUUCACGUGCUUUCGUCAGCAGCGCUUGACUUACCGACACACCCUUCCCAGUAUGCUGCACAUACAAUCCCGAGCCUAAGCGACUAUCAAUCAUUAUGGACUGCGUGGGACACUGUAACAAAGUCCAUGAUUCCUCGCGAGGAUCUCUUAUCCAAGCCCAUUAAGCUGCGGAAUGCGCUCAUUUUCUACCUGGGCCAUAUCCCCACAUUUUCGGAUAUUCAUUUGACGCGGGCGCUGCGAAGCAAACCCACUGAGCCCAAGAGCUAUCAGGUGAUCUUCGAGCGCGGCAUCGACCCGGAUGUGGAAGACCCUGAGCAAUGUCACUCCCACAGCGAAAUUCCGGACGAAUGGCCGCCUCUCGGUGAGAUUUUGGAUUACCAAGAGAGAGUCAGGAGCCGAGUGAAAUCAAUUCUGGAACGGGAGGAUCUGGCCCACAACAGAUGCCUUGCCGAAGCUCUCUGGAUCGGCUUUGAACACGAGAUCAUGCACCUUGAAACCUUCCUUUACAUGCUUCUUCAGAGCGAAAGAACACUUCCCCCUCCCGCUGCCGGCCAGCCGGAUUUUGAAAAGAUAUUCCUCGACGCCAGGAACGAAGCGAAGCCGAACAAGUGGUUCACUAUUCCCGAGCAGACUCUGCCCAUUGGCUUGGACGAUCCUGACGAGAGCACCGUACCCCGUGCUUCUUUCGGAUGGGACAAUGAGAAGCCCUCGCGGAUCGUGACAGUACAUGCAUUUGAAGCACAGGGCCGCCCUGUGACAAACGGCGAAUAUGCCAAGUAUCUGCAAGCCAACAAACUCCGCGAGGUGCCAGCAUCUUGGACUCUGACGCAUGGAAAUGAGAAUUACCCGAUCCCUGAAGCAGUCAAUGGAAGUAGCGUCGCUGCCACGGAGGAUUUGAUGUCCAACUUUGCAGUGCGCACUGUCUAUGGCUCUGUACCUCUAGAGCUUGCUCAGGACUGGCCGGUGAUUGCUUCGUAUGAUGAGCUCUCCCAGUAUGCUUCGUGGACGGGUUGCAGGAUCCCGACUUUUGAGGAGGCUAGGAGUAUCUAUAGUUACGCGGCUCGGUUGAAGAAAGAGAGGCAACACAGUAUGGCAAAUGGCUACAGCAACGGAGCAAAUGGUGUCGUAAAUGGAAACGGCUAUACCAAGAGCUCCCAGCCAGUAUAUAUUGAUCUCGACGGCUGCAAUGUUGGGUUCAAGCACUGGCAUCCGACGCCCGUCGUUCAGAACGGCGAGAAACUCGCCGGCCAGAGUGAACUGGGAGGUGUCUGGGAGUGGACGAGCACACCGCUGGCUCCUCAUGACGGCUUCAAGUCUAUGGAAAUCUAUCCAGGAUAUACUUCGGAUUUUUUCGAUGGAAAGCACAAUGUCAUCCAGGGUGGCUCUUGGGCUACCCACCCCCGAGUUGCAGGAAGGACAACCUUUGUGAAUUGGUACCAACAUAACUACCCCUACGCCUGGGUAGGAGCACGCUUGGUGCGCGAUAUCUAA